This is a messenger RNA of Heterotrigona itama, 1047 nucleotides long. The record is from the annotation of a GenBank genome assembly. Lineage: Eukaryota; Metazoa; Arthropoda; Insecta; Hymenoptera; Apidae.
AUGAGGGUGAAUUUUGAAGUGAGAACAAACAGGUCUUCCAGAUUUUAUACCGUCAACGCCGGUAUAAAAUGGCAUUAAUGGCAUUGUUAUGCUUUCGAAACUCAUGAAGCAUCAAAUGUUUAAUACGUGAUUUAUCCUUUGCUCUUCCAUUCCCAUAAGGUUGACUCAAAUUUUUUCAAAGUUUAACAAUAAACUAGACACUAUAAACAGUCAAUAUAUUUAACUAGAAUAUUUAAGUUAAAUUAUUGUCACUGGAUGGCAAUGUUUAUUAAAUUUGAAGAAAACGACAUUACUUCUGGGCAUUCCUAAUGUAUUUAUGUUUCUUGGUAAAUCGAAGGGGGGAGAGCCAAUUCGCCCUGUGAAUAAGUGUUCGCAACUCUAUCAGUGUCAGCCAAUAUUAUCAGGUCAACACUUAGUUACGCUUAAAGAUUUAUUUAAAAAAAUCAAAAAAAACUGGAAGAAACGAGGCGAAAAGACUCGAUGGGACUCAAGGUCGCUGAAAAACUCGACGGUGUCUGGUUUGCGCAGAAGACGAACAUACAGCAGCUAAAGGACGAGAUACGGGAGAAGCUGCCGGAAACAACGGCGGAGGGUAAUGGCGGCACGUCGAUAACCGGAACGAAUUCGACCGGCACGAGCACAUUAAGGCACCGCAAAAACAGGCCGGCUCCGCAGCCACCCCAGCGACCUAGUUCGCAUAAUGGGGCGAUCUCGGCACCGGAACAACUCGAGAUCAGGGCACCGUCGGAGCUGCUCCUCGGCGUACCGUCCACCCUCAAGACGCAGUGGAGGCACCAGCCAAAAGCUCUAGUCACCGGUUGCGUCACGUACGUCGCCAACAGCCGGCUAACUGGCGGCCUUUACCCCCUCCAAGUGGAGAGAUCGAUGCAGUAGAGGGGAUAGUGCAAGCGAUCAGAAUAGUAAGGACAAGGGCUCCAGUCGGCUCUGCUUUAAAGCAUGUAGCCUCUACUUUAACAGUCGUUAGUUCGUGUAGAAACAUUAAAAAAUUUUCCUUGUAAUUAGAUCCACCAUCAUUUUAAAGACUGA